Aedes albopictus (Asian tiger mosquito) is the source of this 1550-nucleotide messenger RNA. RefSeq names its product dynein regulatory complex protein 9. Gene Ontology annotation, biological process: cilium organization. The record is from RefSeq and is a predicted model, not a curated record. Lineage: Eukaryota; Metazoa; Arthropoda; Insecta; Diptera; Culicidae. The transcript is spliced from 3 exons. Gene Ontology annotation, cellular component: motile cilium; cytoplasm. Gene Ontology annotation, molecular function: protein binding. Bases 436 to 1368 code for a protein of 310 amino acids.
AAUGGAUAGAGUGUAAUUCAAUGGCCGCGCACGUUUGUUGGCUCCCGAUCAGCUCAGCUUGGGGAAUGCCUUUUUUCACUCUCGAUCCCCCGAUGGCGACCGCGUGACCGGUAGAUAUGAGCAAAUGUAGCAUACCGUAUGUAGUCGGCUGAUUGCGCGGUUGCGGUUGGUUGGUACUUACACAGAAGCUAUUUCGAGUUAAAUGUUUCUUUGUACAGCAUGCGCGAUAUCUUAUCGGGGUUAAUUCCUUUUUGGUGGAGAUGUUUCUGCGGUGGCUCAAAGGCAGAAUGCCGCUGAAUGGUGGUUGGACGCACAGAACAUAUGCGGCUGCCGUUGAAAAUCUGUGGGAAAAUCGCAAAAACUCAGUAAGCUUGGGUUUCAUUCCUGCGUGGAGGACGCUUGUUUCCGGUUGUCAAUGUGCCCUGCUAGGCCGUAAUGGAUAUCAUGGAGCGGGACGAGCAAAUCGGUAUUUGUCAGCUAUUACACCAUGCCAUCCGGAAGCUGGAGCUUGUCUCGUUGAAUCCGAUCAAUGACGAACUUUUGGAUCCAACCGGGUCGUAUUCCAUCGGAGAUCUAUUGAAACAGAAUAUUUCGUACCUGGAACGUUUCUAUCAAGUAGUGCACGAUGAAGAAUCAGAUAAGAAGAAAUUCGUCAGGGAGAGCAUCGAUUCUCAGAAUACGAAUAAUGAAGAGAAUCCGUUCAGUCAUUGGCACUUUGUCAAGCAAUACAAUGAGAUCAAUGACAUGGAGGCAAAGUUGGAGAGUAUGGAAAGGAUGUUCGAAAAUCUUCAUCAGAAUAGACAUGAACGCAAGCAACUGGAUAUCGCCUGUAACCGGUUCGUCACCAAGUGGGAGCAGAUACGCCUAGAACAGCUGAACCAAUCGCUCACCAUCCGGGAGGAAAGCUUCCGCCGGGACGUAGCUCUUCGAGAACGGGAAGUUGAAUCUGGUCUGAGAGCGGCUCACCAGAUAAAGGACUACUACGACUGGCAACUGGCCAAGGUGGAAACGGAUAUCGAUGACUGGAUGGAUCGGUUCCAUCGGGAAAAGGAACAGGUCGAUUUCCGCUGUCAGAAAGCUCGAGCCCAAAUCAGAAGGUGGAACGAAAUGAAGAAGGAGCUUGAAGGCAUAGAAGGGGAAAUUAAGAAGUUGGAAACGCAGGAAACGGAAUAUUCGAAGGAAGCUGAACACAAGCGACUUUGUCAGAAGUAUGCUGUUAGACUGCAGGCUUGGUGGCGUGGUGUAAUGGUUCGCAAAGGAUUCGGUCCAUUCGGAAAAGGUAAAAAUAAAAAGAGCAAAGGUAAGAAAAAGGCAGCAAAAGGAUCUAAACCAAAGUCCAAAACGCCAACCAAAAAGGUAAAGAAGUAACGAAUUAUACAUUAGGACGAAUAUAUCUCUUGUAAAGAUUUACAUCGAACAAAUAUAACAAAUUUCCAAUUCAAAUCAUCCAGCUGAAAACCAUCAUUCACCGUGAUGAAAAAUAACUGCGAUAAGUUUACAACGCCAAUAAAAGUACGACAUUUCGAUAAAUUGUUUAUCGCACCUCGGAA